This is a messenger RNA of Lytechinus variegatus (green sea urchin), 2211 nucleotides long. RefSeq lists its product as uncharacterized. Lineage: Eukaryota; Metazoa; Echinodermata; Echinoidea; Temnopleuroida; Toxopneustidae. The coding region runs from base 398 to 1168 and encodes 256 amino acids. The transcript has 5 exons. The record is from RefSeq and is a predicted model, not a curated record.
AAUUAGAAGUACCUCCUAUGAUUCUGGAACGUAUGCAACAUUCAAUCUACCAUCUGUAUCGUAUCCGAGUUCUGGAAGUGGUGUCUUGUCAUUUCGUUUCUUUUACUACACCAAUGACCCGAGCCCGCUGUAUGGAUCUUUAACUGUCACAGCUUGUGAGGGGGAGGAUCCCAUCUUUAGUGAAGGUGAUCUUCCAGGGCAGUGGUACUUUAGACAAGUACCUUUCACCUGUGCAUCAUCUGUUAAGAUAUCUUUCACCGCUAUCCGAGGGUCCAAACCAACGACCAUACGAGUUGACGAUAUUAGCUUGACGGAAAUACGACAUACUACAACUGAAUUGGUGACAACCAAAACUUUGCAAGCAACAACUGCUUUCGCAAGAAGUAGUUCAUCGACCAUGUCCAUGAUGUCGACUCUUGUUUUGAAUACCCAACGUGCUCAACUUGAUUCUACAAGUAAGGCAGUGGAAAACACACACCCACCAUCAGGAGCUACACAAGGAAUUAAAGACAGGGAUAGCGGACGAUCGAACCGAGCAGUGGCACCUGUAGUAUCAUCAGUCCUUUGUGUUAUAAUUGUUAUUUGCUUGGUGGUGACAUGCUACGUCUUCUGGAGAAAGAGACGCGGAACAAAUAAGACCGAUGAUAAAGACCCAAGUGACAACGGUGACUUGUACAUCAACCCAAUAUACUCAUCCCAGGAUACUCCUCGCUUCAAACAUGACCUCCUGUCCCGGCCUCCUGCAGGUACCCAUCCCCAAGAAACGAACAAAGCUCAAGGAGAUACAGAGGAACACGUGGAAUACGAGGGAUAUGUCGGGCAAGGUUCGCCUAUUCACCGUUGUCCUUCUUCAGACACUGAUCUAAAUAGAUAUUCAAAUAAACACGAUCGCUCUAGUCAAGAAGGGCGAUUGGAUGUCGGCAUCGCCGCUGAUGAGGAAAACGAACAAAGCUCUUUUGAUCUUGAACGGGUUACAGAAAACACAGAAUCUCCGUUUUACGAGAACUAUACAGCGUUGGAGACCACAGAUGAGGCAAAAGGGGCACCUGUGUAUUACAGCUACGAAGGCGAUAAUAGUGGGGAAGGGCAAAAUUCUGCCACUGAAAGCGGCCGGAUUGAGGACUUUGAACCCCUAUAUAGCGAAGAAGUAUAUGGCGAUUUUCAGUAGGGAACUGCCAUUUUGUAUCCAGAUCUGGCAUUUCUUAGGAGAUUGUGUUUGGGGACAAUAUAUAUUUUUUAAAAAUCUAAGAUUUUUUCUGGACUUUCGACAUAUUUCUUGAACUGACUCUUAACUUAAAAAAAAAAUAUAUAACUAUAAAUGCAAUUCUAGCAUUAUUUUUUUAAUAAACAUCACUUCGAGCAACUUAACAUUAUUGUGCACAUGAACAUGUAUUGUUUAUUUAUAAUCGUCAAUCCACUAUCGCAGUUUAUGUCAAUAGUAGAUUCAACUUUAAUUACGUGAGUACAAAGUAUAUAUUUCAUUAAUAUCAUUUUUAACAAGACAAAUAUUUUGUAAUGGAGCAUUUAAAGGUCCCAGACCCGACUAACAUUCAUGCUAUUUUCUGAUUCCUAUUAUCCUGUAAACUAUUAUAUUUCAUUACAUUUCUAUGAUUUAGGUUUUUAUGCUGUAUUUGUAUUUUUAUAAUAAAUUGAAAUUCAAGUUCAAUUCCUUUCGUAAGCGAAAUAGUGUGCGUUGAAAAAAAACCUUCAUUGUUCUUAAUGAUAUAGCAUCCGUGUUGUGCUAAAGGUCAAGUCCACCCCAGAAAGAUGUUUCUUUGAACCAAUAGAGAAAAAUCAAACAAGCAUGCUGAAAAAAUCAUCAAAAACGGAUGUAAAACAAGAAAGGUAUGACUUUUUAACGUUUCGCUUAAUUUUUACAAAACAGUUAUUUGCUCAACUCAGUGAUAUGCAAAUGAGAUAGUUGAUGAUGUCGCUCACUCACUAUUUCUUAUGUUUGUUAUUGUUUGAACGAUAUGAUAUUUCAUUUUUUUAAAGACGUGACAGUAAGGACCAACAUGAGUCAGCCAUAAUCAAUGAGGAGUAAAUUUUGUUCCAACCAAUAAGAAGCAAAUCAGAAUAUUUCAUGUAAUAAAAUACAAAAGAAAUAGUAUGGGUGACGUCAUUAUUCCCUUCAUUUGUAUGCCGACCAGGAUGUGCAUAUAACUGUUUUGUGAAAUUAGGCUUAGCCGGCAUUACUUCAUUUAUUUUACA